This is a messenger RNA of Daucus carota subsp. sativus, 360 nucleotides long. RefSeq lists its product as uncharacterized. The transcript is spliced from 2 exons. The record is from RefSeq and is a predicted model, not a curated record. The coding region runs from base 1 to 360 and encodes 119 amino acids. Lineage: Eukaryota; Viridiplantae; Streptophyta; Magnoliopsida; Apiales; Apiaceae. Gene Ontology annotation, molecular function: zinc ion binding.
AUGGAGCCUAACUGUAGGUGUGGAACAGCUGCUGCUUUGAAGACAUCGUGGACUGAUUCUAAUCCGGGGAGGCGAUUCUGGGGAUGUAUGAGAUUCAAGGAUAACAGAAGCAAUGCUUGUAACUUUCACCAAUGGUUUGAUCCACCCAUGUGUGCAAGAUCAAAAGCAAUAAUCCCAGGACUGUUGCGGCGCAUUCGAAAUCUCGAAGAUGAUGCAAAGAAAAAUGAGGCUGCAGCUGGUGUGAACAGACCCGUGAAGAGAAAAAAGUCCAUACUGGUUUUGUUGUUUGUGUUGUUAAUAGUAUGGGUGUUUGUAAGGGCAAACAAAAAUGCUUCACCUAGUGUGUUAGAACUACCCUAG